AUGUCUGUUCUGCGCCAUGGAGGGGGCGGCGGCUUCCUCCAGCGCCGUCUCACGAAGCUAUAUACCGAUACCAAGACAUCGUGUGAAAGCGUUACUACUGCAUCGAAAGCGCUGGACGAUCCAGAACUUGUUGCUCUUCACCAGAGCUUCCAGAAGCAACGUGACCGUCUGCUCUCGUGGGGCCUAGACUGGAGCGAUGCUAGCGCCGCCCAACCGAACGAUAUCGACGAAUCUUUGACCGCAGCAGGCUUUAGUGAUGUGGUGGAGAGUGUAAUGUCGACUAUUCAAGAUUUGCUCAACGAAGCUGAACGAGUACAACAUAUCGAUCCCCCGAUUCCCUCGACGAAAGACCGCAAGGUGGAUACGAAGGAUGCUUUAAGCAGUCAGCCCCUCAAAACACAAUGGACGGACGACGAUAUCAGUCGGUCGAAGAGGAUUCUGAAUGAGCUGCAGGGGUGCAUAGAUACCCUAUAUGAUCUUUCAAGCUCGCGUCGGACGAUGUCGAGCAUGUCGAGCAAGCAAGGUAGCAGUAUGCGACGACGCCCCGUGCAUGCUUCUUCCUACGAGUCUUCGCAUGGAUCUCUCUCCGAGUCCAAGGAGAAGGCGCAAAGCCCUCAGAACAUGUUCGAUUCCUAUACUUGGUCUCCUUCUACCACCACACCCCGCGACUUCCCCAGCAAGUUCGCUCCGUCUAGCCAACUCCUCAUCGAACGAUCGGCAUUGCAACUCUAUGGCGCAGCCCACGAUAAUAGCCCACCACCUUACCAACCUGUUGCGGCCUCUGCGAAUUCACGCGCAAUUGGUCGCUUGAGCACCUCUGCUUCCCCUGCUUUGUCCUCGAGUGUCAAGGAUACACAUGUCUCGGUAUUGGUCGAGUUCAUGCCUAUGAUGGUAGAGUCGCCGAUGGACCAGAAGAGCUCGCGGCUAGAGAAAUUACAAAAGUCGCUUGACCAGCUAUUGCUCAAUGCAAGGAUCAAGCAUUUGGGCCUCUUACGAUUCAUUGGCUACACUGUUGAUGACUCUAACGCCCGUUACGCCUUCCUGUAUCAGAUGCCUGUCGAUUAUUUCCCAUUCCUGCGCAAUCCUAGCGAUCUGCUCAAAGAGUUGAAGCCUGUGCCGCUCGUGUCCCUGCUCCCGUCAGCGGAGGAUUACCGGGAGAAGCGUAUGCCAAACCUCGAAACACGAUUCCGGUUGGCAUACGACCUUCUCAUGUCUGCCCUGCAUCUGCGAAGUCAGAAUGCCGUGCACGGGGCGAUCAACAGCAGCAAUCACGUUUUUCUGGAGAUGGACCUACUUCCCGAGCCAUUGGCUACGGCUAUGUACCGCCAUCCUGACGACAAGCGAAAUGUUGACGAUGAUUGCGCCUGGGCGUAUGAUCUGUAUUCCCUUGGCCUAAUUUUAUUGGAGAUUGGUCUGUGGGCUCCCAUUGGUCGGCUGUGGAAGAUGAAGUACGAUCGCUCAUGGUUCAAGCACCGCGUUGAAGACCUUUAUGUGAAGAAGCUUGGCCCGAAAUGUGGUAGGGCUUACCUCGAGGUUGUCCAGCUGUGCCUGGAUGCUCCCAACUUCCGUGUGUCUACACAGCCCAUGACCGACCUGGCUUUGCGCGUGCCUCAGAUAUACCAUUAUCCUGUGCUCGAUUUGUCUGAUCCGGAUGGAACUUUUUCUUUUUCAAUGAACUUCCUUUACACUAUUAGCAAGAUCAUGUGGUCUUGCUGCCAAAUUGAUAUCUUCUCGGCUCCUCCAGCCGAAGAACUGGACGAUUGUCUGCCUCUGGCGCUUGUGCCAACCCCCGAGCCAAGUCCUACUCAAGAAAAGAACAUCACCUACUUAACACCCCAUGAGCCUUCAACUUUUGAUAAAAAGUUGCCCGCAGUCUCGGGCGAUCAGUGGGGCGCUGUGGCACAUGAAAGGGCUCCAGACAAGCACGCGAAGAAGCGGACCGUCAAGCGACUGCCUAACAUGGAAAUACCCAAUGAGCACCUUCAAGAAUGGAAUUUCCACAUGAUGCCCAGGCUCAGUCGGCUCCUACAGAAAAUUUUGAGAGAUUCCUCCGAGUCCUGUGGCGCCUCUCUCAUCAUGACUGGCGAGUCUCCUGAGACUGCGCGAACUACCAUUUGUGUCACUUGCGCCAGUGUCAAGAAGGUACGGUCUGCUCUGAAGAAGCACUUCCAACUGGGUCGAGAUGACUGGGACCUCAUCGUCAUCCGCGGCGACAUCGAAAGAUCCAAAGUCCCUCGGAACAAGCGCCGAAGACCUGCCAAGACCAGACCCAAUGGAUCCAACGAGACGCCUUUUCGCCAGCGUGAGUUAAAUCCGUGUCAUCAGCAGCGACCCCUGUGUGGUGCAUCAAUCGGUGCUUUCCAGAACGAGGAACAUCUUCCUCCUGUGUCCUAUGGCGGAGCUGUCCUUGUGGACGGCCUGCCUACGGGCUCACUUGAUGAUGAAGAUAACGGUGGUUCGGAUGAUGAACCGGAGGCCCCUACUCGGUCCGCUGGUAACUGGCCCGGAACUACAUCAACUGCCCCCAGCCAAGAGUUCAUGUAUACCUGGAAUGAAGACAAUCCUUCAGAAAUCAACCUAGACCUUGAAAUCUCCGAUCUCGAGGAUGGUGACGAUGAGUCCGUGUCACAAGGCCCAGGUGGCUUAGACGAGGACUGGCUCUCUGACGAAGAGUCUUCAGAUGAUGAAUCUUUGGACCCUGACAAUGAUGACGAUGAUACUGCGUCGAUUGGUGAUACGACCGGUAUCGAGCCUGGCGAAGAACCACGUCUCUUCGUCACGCAGCCAGCCAUCGACGAUGUUCAUGAUGAUUUUUUUCCCUCCUUAGAAGACCGUGACGACGAGCACCUUGCUUCACACUCUUUGGGCUAUGUGCAUGCCUCAUCUGGUAUUCGACGUUGGAUGUGGAAGGGAAUCAAGCACGAGAUUGACUGGGCGUUGAUCAAAGUGGAUGAACAUCGCAUGGAUCCUCGGAAUAUUGUCAUUGAUGCUACGACGUCCUCCCCCGCCCGGCCUCUACCAGGACGAGCAGCCCAGCCUCCCCCUAUAUUUCUUCACUCAGUUGCCCGGAUGGAGGACCUAGGCGGAUUGCAGGUUCACUGCUGUGGCCGCACCAGUGGUCUUCAAUCAGGGCAGAUAUCCAAGGCGAUGACAAUAGUCAAACUUCAUGGCCGUCAUUCGUUUUCGACGAGCUUUUGCGUUAACGGAAACUUUGGAGCCCCCGGUGACUCCGGCGCAUGGGUAUUUGACAGAUCUACUGGUCGCGUCUGCGGCCACGUCCUUGCUUGGUCCGAACGGAGCAACACUACCUACAUCGCCCCCAUGGAAGUGAUCCUCGAAGACAUCGCUCGCACUCUCAAUGCCUCCCUCGUCUCUCUUCCCGGCGACUCAUUCCAAACCCUUGGCUACGCCAGUCCUACCUCUCCUCAAGGCCCGAACUAUAGCUACCAAGCGCAGCAACUCCAACUUCCUGACGAUAUGAGUCGUUUGACUGUUGGCGGGCCCCCGCCUCCGCUACCACCUCACCCUUUCAACCAUCCCGGCCCUCACCACCCCGGCUUCGGGCGUCCUCCGCCUCCCCCUCCUCCUCCACCUCGACCUCCACCACCAGGUUCCCGUGAGGGUCAUGCUCAUCGGGGCACCCCGGUUCCACCGGCUUUAUUAGCAGGGCCUCGGAAUGUGGAACGUCAACUGGCAUAA
Messenger RNA from Penicillium chermesinum, 3699 nucleotides. RefSeq lists its product as uncharacterized. The record is from RefSeq and is a predicted model, not a curated record. NCBI's taxonomy places the organism in Eukaryota, Fungi, Ascomycota, Eurotiomycetes, Eurotiales, Aspergillaceae. Bases 1 to 3699 code for a protein of 1232 amino acids. The transcript is spliced from 4 exons.